UCACAUUGAGGCGAGGAAAAAAAUACAUACAUCCCCGAAGAGCGAUCCGAGCUCUCGUCGUUCGUCGUCCAUUCUCCUGGUUCAACCAAACCAACACUUCGUGCGCUAUUUUUUAUAUAAAAACAAAACAAGAAGAUGGACGCCUCUGGGAAAGUGCUGGAGACAGCCGAGGACAUCCAGGAGCGUCGGCUGCAGGUGCUCGACCGCUACCGACGCUUCAAGGACCUGUCCGUGUUGCGGCGGCAGAAGCUGGAGGACUCUUACCGCUUCCAGUUUUUCCGCCGCGACGCUGACGAGCUGGAGAAGUGGAUCCAGGAGAAGCUGCAGAUCGCCUCCGAUGAGAACUACAAGGACCCGUCCAACCUGCAGGGUAAGCUGCAGAAACAUCAGGCCUUUGAAGCUGAAGUUCAGGCCAACGCCGGAGCCAUCAUCAAACUGGACGACACCGGAAACCUCAUGAUCAACGAGGGACACUUUGCCUCUGAGACCAUUCGAACUCGUCUGGAGGAGCUGCAUCGACUGUGGGACCUCCUGCUGCAAAAGACCAAGGAAAAAGGCACGCGUCUCCUGCAGGCGCAGAAACUGGUCCAGUACCUGCGCGAGUGCGAGGAUGCCCUGGACUGGAUCAGUGAUAAGGAGGCCAUCGUCACCUCUGAGGAGCUGGGCCAGGACCUGGAGCAUGUUGAGCUCCUGCAGAAGAAAUUUGAGGAGUUCCAGACGGACCUGGCGGCCCAUGAGGAGCGCGUGAACGAGGUGAACCAGUUGGCGUCCAAGCUGAUCCAGGAGACGCACCCCGAGGCCGAGCUCAUCGUCCGCAAGCAGGAGGAGGUGAACGCUGCGUGGCAGCGGCUGAAGGGCCUGGCCCAGCAGAGGCAGGGCAAGCUGUUCGGAGCUGCCGAGGUGCAACGAUUCAACAGGGAUGUGGACGAGACCAUCAGCUGGAUCAAGGAGAAAGAGCAGCUCAUGGCCUCCGACGACUUUGGUCGUGACCUGGCCAGUGUUCAGGCUCUGCUGCGAAAACAUGAGGGUCUGGAGAGAGACCUGGCUGCUCUGGAGGACAAGGUCAACACUCUGGGUGGAGACGCAGAGCGCCUGCAGGAGACGCAUCCACAAAAUGCCGCCCAGAUCCACCUGAAGAAGGACGAGCUGGUCACUAACUGGGAACAGAUCCGCACUCUGGCUGCCGAGCGUCACACCCGCCUCAACGACUCUUACCGGCUGCAGCGUUUCACUGCAGACUUCAGGGAUCUGACCAGCUGGGUGACGGAGAUGAAGGCCCUGAUCAACGCUGAUGAACUGGCCAAUGACGUGGCCGGAGCUGAGGCUCUGCUCGACCGCCACCAGGAGCACAAGGGUGAAAUUGAUGCUCACGAGGACAGUUUCAGAUCCACUGAUGAAGCUGGACAGGCUUUGCUCAACACAGGACACUACGCCUCAGACGAGGUCAAGGAGAAGCUGGGCAUCCUGACUGAGGAGAAGGAGUCUCUGCUGGAACUGUGGGAGGUUCGCAGGCAGCAGUACGAGCAGUGCAUGGACCUGCAGCUCUUCUACAGAGACACAGAGCAAGUCGACAACUGGAUGAGCAAACAAGAGGCUUUUCUCCUGAAUGAAGAUCUUGGUGACUCCCUGGACAGUGUCGAGGCUCUGCUGAAGAAACAUGAAGACUUUGAGAAGUCACUUAGUGCCCAGGAGGAGAAGAUCACUGCCCUGGAUGAGUUUGCCACCAAGCUGAUUCAGAACAACCACUACGCCAAAGAAGACGUGGCUACACGCAGAGAUGCUCUUCUCAGCCGUCGUAACGCUCUGCAUGAGCGAGCUCAGUCUCGCCGUGCUGCCCUGGAGGACUCGUUCCACCUGCAGCAGUUCUUCAGGGACUCUGACGAGCUCAAGAGCUGGAUCAACGAGAAGAUGAAGACAGCCACAGAUGAAUCUUACAAGGAUCCUUCCAACCUUCAGGGUAAAGUUCAGAAACACCAGGCUUUCGAAGCAGAACUGUCUGCCAACCAGAGCCGCAUCGACGCUCUGCAGAAGUCAGGCCAGGAGCUGCUGGACGGGAAACAUUACGCCUCCACUGAGGUGGACGGUCGCAUGGAGGAGGUCAGCUCCCAGUGGAAGAAACUGCUGGAGGCUACAGAGCUGAAAGGCAUCAAGCUGCGUGAGGCCAACCAGCAGCAGCAGUUCAACAGGAACGUUGAGGACAUCGAGCUGUGGCUGUAUGAGGUCGAGGGUCACCUGGCGUCAGACGACUACGGAAAAGACCUGACCAGCGUCCAGAACCUGCAGAAGAAGCAUGCUCUGCUGGAGGCAGACGUGGCUGCUCACCAGGACCGCAUCGAAGGCAUCACCAUUCAGGCACGUCAGUUCCAAGAGGCCGGACAUUUCGAUGCCGACAACAUCCGUAAGAAACAGGAGGCUCUGGUCACUCGUUACGAAGCUCUGCGCGAACCGAUGGCUGCGCGUAAGCAGAAACUGUCCGACUCCCUCAGGCUCCAGCAGCUGUUCAGAGACGUGGAGGACGAGGAGACGUGGAUCCGAGAGAAAGAGCCCAUUGCUGCCUCCACCAACAGAGGCAAAGACCUGAUUGGAGUCCAGAACUUGCUGAAGAAGCACCAGGCUCUGCAGGCUGAGAUCACCGGGCAUGAGCCGCGCAUUAAGGCUGUCUCCCAGAAAGGAGAUGCCAUGGUCGAAGAAGGACACUUUGCUGCUGACGACGUGAAAGUGAAGCUGGCUGAACUGCACGGACGCUGGGACACGCUGAAGGCCAAAGCCUCUCAGAGGAGACAGGACCUGGAGGACUCGCUGCAGGCUCAGCAGUACUUUGCUGAUGCUAACGAGGCCGAGUCGUGGAUGAGGGAGAAGGAGCCGAUCGUGGGGAGUGUCGACUACGGCAAAGACGAGGACUCUGCUGAGGCUCUGCUGAAGAAGCACGAGGCUCUGAUGUCCGACCUGAGCGCCUACGGCAGCAGCAUCCAGAGCCUGAAGGAACAGGCUCAGUCCUGCAGGCAACAAGUGGCACCAACUGAUGAUGAGACCGGGAAGGAGCUGGUCCUGGCCUUGUAUGACUACCAGGAAAAGAGCCCGCGUGAAGUGACCAUGAAGAAGGGCGACAUCCUCACUCUGCUCAACAGCACCAACAAGGACUGGUGGAAGGUUGAGGUGAACGACCGCCAGGGCUUCGUUCCUGCUGCUUACGUGAAGAAACUGGACCCGACACAGUCGUCCUCUAGGGAAAACCUGCUGGACGAACACGGCAGCAUCGCCCUGCGUCAGGACCAGAUCGAUAAUCAGCCAGUCACCAAGGAGGCCUGCAGCGUGUCUGUGCGCAUGAAGCAGGUGGAAGAGCUGUAUGGAACUCUGCAGGAGCUCGGAGACAAACGCAAGGACAUGUUGGAGAAGAGCUGUAAGAAGUUCAUGUUGUUCCGUGAAGCCAACGAGCUGCAGCAGUGGAUCCACGAGAAGGAAGGUGCCCUCACUAACGAGGAGGUCGGCUCUGACCUGGAGCAGGUGGAGGUCCUGCAGAAGAAGUUUGACGACUUCCAGAAGGACCUGAAGGCCAACGAGUCUCGUCUGAGGGACAUCAACAAAGUGGCGUCUGAGCUGGAGUCUGAAGGUCUGAUGGCGGAGGAGGCUCCCAUGGUUCAGGCUCAGCAGCAGGAGGUUCUUGGAGCUGCACCUGGAACGGAUGAAGCCGAUUCUAAGACUGCGUCUCCAUGGAAGAAUAUACGCUUGGCUGUUCAAACAACGGCUAACUUUAAUACUAUCAAGGAGCUGAAUAAUCGCUGGCGCUCACUGCAGCAGCUGGCUGAGGACAGGAGCAACAUGCUGGGCAGCGCUCACGAGGUGCAACGAUUCCACAGAGACGCCGAUGAAACUAAAGAGUGGAUCGAGGAGAAGAACCAGGCCCUCAACACCGACAACUAUGGUCACGACUUGGCCAGCGUCCAGGCUCUGCAGCGCAAACACGAAGGCUUCGAGCGAGACCUGGCAGCCCUCGGCGACAAGGUGAACUCUCUGGGUGAGAUGGCCGAGCGUCUGAUCCAGUCCCACCCCGAGGCCGUGGACGACAUCCAGGAGAAGUGCACCGAGCUCAACACGGCCUGGAGCAGCCUGGUGGGACGUGCUGACCAACGCAAGGACAAGCUGGGCAACUCCCACGACCUGCAGCGCUUCCUGUCCGACUUCAGAGAUCUGAUGUCGUGGAUUAACGGCAUCCGAGGAUUAGUGUCUUCAGAGGAACUGGCUAAAGACGUGACCGGAGCUGAGGCUCUUCUGGAAAGACACCAGGAACAUCGCACAGAGAUCGACGCUCGUGCCGGAACCUUCCAGGCCUUUGAACAGUUUGGUCAGCAGCUGCUGGCCCGAGGCCACUACGCCAGCCCUGAGAUUCAGCAGAAACUGGAGGCUCUGGACCACGAGCGCGCCGACCUGGAGCAGGCCUGGGUGCAGCGCCGUAUGAUGCUGGACCAGUGCCUGGAGCUCCAGCUCUUCAACAGAGACUGUGAACAGGCCGAGAACUGGAUGGCGGCUCGUGAAGCUUUCCUCGCCAGUGACGACAAAGGAGACUCUCUGGACAGCGUGGAAGCUCUGAUCAAGAAACACGAGGACUUUGACAAGGCCAUUAAUGUGCAGGAGGAGAAGAUCGCUGCUCUGCAGUCCUUCGCUGAUCAGCUGGUUGGAGCCGAUCAUUACGCCAAACCUGAGAUCUUCAACCGCCGCAAUGAAGUCCUCGACAGGUGGCGCCGUCUGAAGGCCCAGAUGAUUGAGAAGCGUUCUAAGCUGGGUGAAUCUCAGACACUGCAGCAGUUCAGCCGGGACGUGGACGAGAUUGAGGCGUGGAUCAGUGAGAAGCUGCAGACGGCAACUGAUGAGUCCUACAAGGAUCCCACUAACAUCCAGCUGUCCAAGCUGCUGAGUAAGCAUCAGAAACACCAGGCGUUUGAGGCGGAGCUUCACGCCAACGCAGACAGAAUCCGCGGAGUCAUCGACACCGGCAACGCCCUCAUCCAGAGAGGAGCAUGCGCCGGCAGCGAGGACGCCGUCAAGGUUCGUCUGAACGCUCUGGACGAACAGUGGCAGUUCCUCGUCAACAAGUCUGCAGAGAAGAGCCAGAAACUGAAGGAGGCCAACAAGCAGCAGAACUUCAACACGGGCAUCAAGGACUUUGACUUCUGGCUCUCUGAGGUGGAAGCUCUUCUUGCUUCUGAAGACUACGGCAAAGAUCUGGCCUCGGUCAACAACCUGCUGAAGAAACACCAGCUGCUGGAGGCUGAUAUUUCUGCCCAUGAGGAUCGUCUGAAGGAUCUGAACGGUCAGGCCGACAGCCUGAUGGGCAGCAUCGCCUUCGACACCUCGCUGGUGAAGGACAAGCGCGACGCCGUCAACGGCCGCUUCACCAAGAUCAAGAGCAUGGCCGUCGGCCGCCGCGCCAAACUCAACGAGUCGCACCGUCUGCACCAGUUCUUCAGGGACCUGGACGAUGAAGAGUCUUGGAUCAAAGAAAAGAAGUUGCUUGUGAGUUCGGAGGACUACGGACGUGAUUUGACGGGUGUACAGAAUCUGAGGAAGAAACACAAGAGACUGGAGGCCGAGCUGGGAGCGCACGAGCCGGCCAUUCAGUCGGUGCUGGACACUGGGAAGAAGUUGUCUGACGACAACACCAUUGGUCAGGAGGAGAUCCAGCAGAGACUCGCCCAGUUUGUCGACCACUGGAAGGAACUGAAAGACUUAUCUGGAGCGAGGGGUCAGAGGUUAGAGGAGUCGCUGGAGUACCAGCAGUUUGUGGCGAACGUGGAGGAGGAAGAAGCAUGGAUCAAUGAGAAGUUGAAUCUGGUGGGAAGUGAGGACUACGGUGAUACGCUGGCUGCUGUGCAGGGUUUACUGAAGAAACACGAGGCGUUUGAGACGGACUUCACCGUCCAUCGAGACAGAGUCAACGACGUGUGCACUAACGGAGACGAGCUCAUCAAGAAGAACAACCAUCACGUGGACAACAUCAGCGCCAAGAUGGCAGCGCUGCGAGAAAAAGUGUCAGAGCUGGAGAGGGCGGCGGCACAGAGGAAGGCCAAGCUGGACGAAAACUCCGCCUUCCUGCAGUUCAACUGGAAGGCCGACGUGGUCGAGUCCUGGAUCGGUGAGAAAGAAAACAGCCUGAAGACGGACGACUAUGGCAGAGACCUGUCCUCUGUCCAGACUCUGCUCACCAAACAGGAGACGUUUGACGCUGGCCUGCAGGCCUUCCAGCAAGAGGGCAUCACGAACAUCACGGCUCUGAAGGACCAGCUUCUGUCCGCCAAACACGUCCAGUCCAAAGCCAUCGAAGCUCGUCAUGCUGCGCUGAUGAAGCGCUGGAACCAGCUGUUGUCCAACUCCGCCUCUCGCAAGAAGAAGCUUCUGGAGGCUCAGGAGCAUUUCAGAAAGGUUGAAGAUCUGUUCCUGACAUUUGCCAAGAAGGCGUCAGCCUUCAACAGCUGGUUUGAGAACGCAGAGGAGGAUCUGACCGACCCGGUGAGGUGCAACUCUCUGGAGGAGAUCAAGGCGCUGCGCGAGGCCCACGAGGCGUUCCGCUCGUCGCUGAGCUCCGCUCAGGCCGACUACAACCAGCUGGCCGAGCUGGACCAGCAGAUCAAGAGCUACCAGGUGGUGUCCAACCCCUACACCUGGUUCACCAUGGAGGCCCUGGAGGAGACGUGGAGGAACCUGCAGAAGAUCAUCAAGGAGCGAGAGCUGGAGCUGCAGAAGGAGCAGAGACGACAGGAGGAAAACGACAAGUUACGUCAGGAGUUUGCACAGCACGCCAACGCCUUCCACCAGUGGCUGCAGGAGACCAGGACGUAUCUUUUGGACGGGUCGUGUAUGGUAGAAGAGUCUGGAACUCUGGAGUCACAGCUGGAGGCCACCAAGCGUAAGCACCAGGAGAUCCGGGCCAUGCGCAGUCAGCUGAAGAAGAUUGAAGACUUGGGCGCAGCCAUGGAAGAAGCUCUGAUCCUGGACAACAAGUACACGGAGCACAGCACGGUGGGUCUGGCACAGCAGUGGGACCAACUGGACCAGCUGGGAAUGAGGAUGCAGCACAACCUGGAGCAGCAGAUCCAGGCCAGGAACACCACAGGAGUGACGGAGGAGGCUCUGAAGGAGUUCAGCAUGAUGUUCAAACACUUUGAUAAGGAGAAGUCGGGUCGUCUGAAUCACCAGGAGUUUAAAUCGUGUCUGCGCUCGCUCGGAUACGAUCUGCCCAUGGUGGAGGAGGGAGAACCAGACCCAGAGUUUGAGGCCAUUCUCAACAUCGUGGAUCCAAAUAGGGAUGGAAACGUGUCGCUGCAGGAGUACAUGGCGUUCAUGAUCAGCCGUGAGACGGAGAACGUUAAAUCCAGCGAGGAGAUCGAGAGCGCGUUCCGAGCUCUGAGCGCCGAGAACAAACCAUACGUCACUAAAGAAGACCUGUACCAGAACCUGACGAAGGAACAGGCCGAUUACUGCCUCUCACACAUGAAGCCGUACCUCGACAGCAAAGGCCGCGAGCUGCCGACGGCCUUCGACUUUGUCGAAUUCACCCGCUCGCUUUUCGUAAACUAACCCCGCCCCCCCACCAGUGACCAAUCGGGAAGCGUUUUCCCACCACACUCACUCUCUCACUCACUCACGGCUGAAACUGCAUGAUCGCGACACUAGAAAUCCUCUCACGAUUAACGACAGUCUGUAUCUAUUUAUCUCGCUCUUCUUCUUCUCCUUCCAACGCUAACGUUAACGUCGCGCUUCUCAUGUUAGCAUCGUGACUCUUUGCAUUUUUGACUGUGAUGGUUUUAGCUGUUUUAGCUUUGUGCUUUCUGAUAGUGACGAUAAUGUGAAACCAUUUAUUAAAUAAUAACAAACUGCAGUGUGCUUUAAUAAACGCUACUGGUUAGAACUGGAA
This is a messenger RNA of Solea solea (common sole), 7909 nucleotides long. It is a transcript of the gene sptan1, whose product is annotated as spectrin alpha, non-erythrocytic 1. Gene Ontology annotation, molecular function: actin filament binding; calcium ion binding. The transcript is spliced from 56 exons. NCBI's taxonomy places the organism in Eukaryota, Metazoa, Chordata, Actinopteri, Pleuronectiformes, Soleidae. The coding region runs from base 136 to 7572 and encodes 2478 amino acids. The record is from RefSeq and is a predicted model, not a curated record. Gene Ontology annotation, biological process: actin cytoskeleton organization. Gene Ontology annotation, cellular component: cell projection; cortical actin cytoskeleton; plasma membrane.